AUGUCUGACAAGCUCAAGGAGUUCGUUGACAUUCCCCAGCAGUUCGUUCGUGAGGGCAACCAGUUCCUCAUCAGGUGUACCAAGCCUUCGCACAAAGAGUUUAUUCAGAUCUCGAAGGCGGUCGCGAUUGGUUUCGCGGUCAUGGGCUUCAUCGGCUACUUCGUCAAGCUUAUCCACAUCCCGAUCAACAACAUCUUAGUAGGCGGCGCAUGA
Molecule: messenger RNA, 213 nt
Organism: Epithele typhae
Lineage: Eukaryota; Fungi; Basidiomycota; Agaricomycetes; Polyporales; Epitheliaceae
Product: secE/sec61-gamma protein
Exons: 5
Coding region: 1-213 (70 amino acids)
Biological process (GO): protein targeting; post-translational protein targeting to membrane, translocation
Cellular component (GO): Ssh1 translocon complex; membrane
Molecular function (GO): transmembrane protein transporter activity
Source: RefSeq, a predicted model, not a curated record